AUGGACGGUUCAAUUUUGGAAUACGAUUCAGAAUUUUCUGCUCUUGGAGCAGGAAAACUGGGAGAGUAUGAUAAUGAAUUAAUUGAAGCACCAGAAGAUGAAGAAGAUAAUGAUUUAAGAAAUGAUGAAACAUUUGGAUUUUCUGAUGAUGUUGGAUAUGAUUGGGAAGAAGAUGAUAAUAAUCCUCUGAUUGUUGGUUUUCCGCUGAGUGGCAAGCCAGGUCAUGGUUCUGAGAGAUCCACUGGAAAACUUAGUCCCAAAUCCUUUUCGGAUGAUAAUUUUGAAGAAGUAUUCCGGACACAGGGUGAAUAUCUGGAGGAAAGUAUCUAUAACCUUGUAGUAGAUGAUGAUGACUAUGAUGUUGAUGAUGAUGAUGACCUUGAUAUCGCUGAUAGAAGGCUUCAUGGGGUUUCUGUUUCCCAUACUUCUAGCCAUGCAAAAGAUGUACCAAAGAAACCUGUUAACCUCAAUGAAUUAUUUGGUCCAUCUUCUCCACCUGGUCUCUUGGAGACUGAGCACUUGGUAUCACCGACUAGUCGCAGCAUCUGGAGGUCUCCACCCAUGGAAAUUUUGCCGACUCGCAAUAUUGCACCUAAGCCCAACCAGCCUAAUCCACCAGAUAACUUGCAAUCUUUAUUUAAUAUGGCCAAAUGCACUGGGCAAACAAGUUUACAACAAGCCCCUAAGAAGGUGUUGGAGUCUUCUCGUAGCAUCUCACGGCCUCACACUCUUGCUGAAGUUGAGAAGAAACUGUUUUCGAGUGUGCUGACUGCUGAGGAGUUAGAGCGUCACAUGAGAGGUGAUACCUCCUUAUCAGGCAGUCAGGUUCUGGCACAUGUUUCUCCAUUUUCUAUAUCGGCUCCUAUUCCACCAGUUGGAUCAGCACCUGCCUCCCUUCCCUCACAGGGGUUCAAUAAACCACAGGAACCACAACAGAAAAUUUCUAGCAGUCUUAAAUCUUUGCAAAAUAUUGGCUCUAUAAAUGGUAGAGCUUCUCCAAGUCUGCCACCAGGACUUAUUUCAUCACAACACUUACUACAAAAUGGUGGACCCCCAGCUCAACUUCUCCAAGGAAUGCAAGGCCGUCUUACAAAUGGGCAUGGACCAUCACCAAUACCAGCAGGUAUCCGUCUUGGCUUGAGCCGGAACCCUACCCCUACAGGACAUUCUGCUGCAACCCAAGCUACUAUUGAUGCUAUAAAUAAAGCCAGGUUGUCUUCUCCCUAUCCUCGAAGUUCCAUUGUUGGGAAUCUGGCAUCUAAUCCAAUGUUACAGCGUCCCGUGCCCCGAUUUCCUGCCAAUUUACAGUGUCCGCCUAAUUCAUUGAGACUAGUAGGACCUCCAAAUACCCACAAUAUAAAUGGACAAAGGAUUCCACAUCCAGGAGAAAAUGUUAGGUUCCACAGAGCUCCCCCACAUUCAGUGAGACAGUUUAACAACCAAAAUAGAAACCAUUUCCAUCAACGUGGUAGAGACUAUAAUCGUGAUAGGCCAGAAAAAACACAACCUAUUGAUGAAUAUGCUGGCAUCAUGACGCAGAAAGAGAAAGACUGGGUUAUAAAGAUCCAACUGUUACAGCUACACACAGAUAAUCCUUAUGUAGAUGAUUAUUAUUAUGUGCGAUAUACUUUAAAGAAAACAACUGAGGAAAGGAAGAAAAAUAAAGAGAAUGAUAAAGAUGAACCUAAACUAAUUAUUCCUGCUUUAGCCAAGAUUGAGACCAAAGCUUACACACCAGCUCAUUUUGAAGGCUCACUUGGUCGUGUGUCGACAUCCAGUGUACACAAUCCUCGACAGGUAAUAGAUCUAGUUUCUAUGGCACAUAGUGAUGACCAGGUUGGCAAAUCUUCAGGUCGUGAUGUGUACAGGUAUCGACAAAUGUUAAUGGAAAUUGAAAAGGCAUAUGUUCUACUACUAGAUAUUGAUGAUAUAGAAAAACGGGUGUUGGCAUUACCAGACGAAUCCAGGAAAAGGCUCUAUGAAGAACAAAAUGAGAAGUUAAACUUCCUCUUUCAGAGCUUAGGUACUCAGGACAAUCGUGCAGAUUCAUUCCUCUAUUUGAUGUCUAUCAGGAAAGGGAGGAAAUUAGUUGCAAGAUGUCUUCCUAUUUUCAAUAUGGAUCAGUCUGGAGAAGUUCUGACUACAAUUAUUAAAAAUUUGUCACAUUUGGUUAAGAGAGAUCAGUUGGAAGAGGGUCUUACAGUUUUAUGUGAGUCUGUGUCACAAAGAAUUGGUACAUGUGAUUUCAAGUCUUUGGUUGAAUUUAGUCAACUCUUAUUACGAGAUACUCAGCCAAAUAUCUCCAAAAAGUCAUUGGUACUUGCCCUACAAAAUAAGCUUGGCAGUUCUGUGAUCAGUAGCCUUUUAAACAGAGGGGAAGUUCUUUACAAGAAGACAUUUCCCAUAGACCUGGACAAUCAGCUCCACAGUACAUGGUGUCAAUUUGCUCAAAUUAUUGCUGACACAUUGGACUCGAUGGCAACAACAACUAUUGCCAAACCUUAUUUCCAACAUCCAAAUAUGGCUGUUCACUUUGACCGUCUGCUGCAUAAGAAGCAAGUUGCCUCAUUAGAGGACAAGUUGAGAGUAUUUACAGACAGCUUGUGCUCUAUAAGAAAUUCUUGA
Acanthosepion pharaonis is the source of this 2625-nucleotide messenger RNA. NCBI's taxonomy places the organism in Eukaryota, Metazoa, Mollusca, Cephalopoda, Sepiida, Sepiidae. The record is from the annotation of a GenBank genome assembly.